This is a messenger RNA of Plectropomus leopardus (leopard coralgrouper), 2319 nucleotides long. RefSeq names its product myozenin 2a (gene myoz2a). Gene Ontology annotation, cellular component: actin cytoskeleton; Z disc. Lineage: Eukaryota; Metazoa; Chordata; Actinopteri; Perciformes; Serranidae. Gene Ontology annotation, molecular function: actin binding; FATZ binding; telethonin binding. The record is from RefSeq and is a predicted model, not a curated record.
UGCAAAGUUACAAGACUGCAACAGAUUAUUGCCUUUUGUAUAGGCAAGUUAGUGAAAUGUUCUACAAAUUCUGUUAACCUUUUCUUUUUCGCCACAGAUAAGGUACAUCCUCAGGCGGUCAUGGAGACCAUGGUCCUUUACCUGGAUUGUCAUUUUUCAAAAUGUGUAUUUUUGAGAUACUUUUAAACUGGAGGUUAUGUUUAAGUAUUUUCCAAACUAUAUUUGUCCAUUUCUCAUUUACUAGCCAUUGCAAUAAUUUUUCUAUGGUAGCCGAGACAUUUUGAACCAAACCACAAAGCCAAAAUGCCUCACAAACUUGAAAAACACAAAUGCAAAGGCCAUAAAUUGAAGAUGACUUGAGUUUUAGAAUGCCGGUCUGCAGCAACUUAAACACCACCCGCUCCCGCAAGAUUUGGGUUGGGUCCAAUGGGAUCCUUGGGAUCUACAACACUGCUCAAUCACAUAGUGAUAGUUAUCAUAGUUGGUUAGAAAACAAUGUUUCAUUUACCUUACAAAUGUACAAGUUUCAUUGUCAGAAUCCGUUGAUGCCAACUUCCAUUGUAGCUUUAGCAUUUGAGAUUUCCAUCAAUGUGCUUGCGUUUCUUUUAUUUUAUAAGCGUUUUGGAUACGCAGUUUGUCUGACAUGUCUCAACCACCAUAGAUAUACAACACUUUUGGCUAUCUUUUUCAACUAUAAGACAGCUUUUUUUAAUCCAUAACUUUUACAACAACUGUUUCAACUUCUCUGCUGGCGAGCUUUUUCUUUUUAAAUCUAAUUAUUUUGAAAUGUUUACAAACUCUUAAUGAGCUUCAGCAACUGCCUGUGGUACCAGUGCUGUUUGAAAUCAGUGAUAUAGAUCCUCUUGCUACUGUACACUGGCACUGGCAGAAAUAUAGAUGGCUAGAUGGAGGGCAAAGUUAGCUGUAGUGGCAGUGCUCUAAAUUUAGUCUCCCCACCGGCCGUGGACUAAAUACCAAUGACAACAGUCAAACUGACACCCACCCACUCAUUCAGUCAGUCAGUCAGUCAGUCAGUCAGGUCAGGCUGCAGCCCCCUUGGCCCACCCUCCCCACACGACAAGCCCCUCUGCCGGGGAGCGAGAGCACCCACACGGGUGGUACUCCUCAGUCUGACCCUCUUGCCUCUCACCUUUCUGACUUCCUGCUCUGAGGAGACAGGCACAGACUCCGCCCUGAGAGUCUUUUAGGACAGGGGCAGCCAUGUCGCAGUUCUCCACCAUGACGACCAGGGAGAGGAAAAUGCAGGCGGCAGCAAUCUGCAGGGAGGUUCAAGCCCAGGAAGAUGUAGAGAUGGAUCUUGGGAGGAAAGUGAACGCGCCUAAGGAAAUCAUGCUGGAGGAGCUCUCUCUUGCCUCGAACCGGGGCUCCCGUCUCUUCAAAAUGCGCCAGAAACGCUCAGAAAAAUACACUUUUGAAAGCAUUCAGAAUGAAAACAACAAGCAGCCCAAUAACACAACAGUUUCUCAAGCUGAAAAUGGGAGUGCCACGGACGGCUACAGCGGCGAUAACAACGGAGACGUCAACCAAAAACCUACUGUACCAUCGGAGACACCAGAUACAAGUAUGGUGCCAAAUCCAGACAGUAUCGCACCAGGGUACGGAGGUCCUUUGAAAGAUGUCCCCCCAGAGAAGUUCAACAGGACAGCUGUACCAAAGUCAUACCACUCACCCUGGCAGCAGGCCAUCAUCAGUGACCCAGCCCUGGCUGACACUCUCAUCACCCAUAUGCCCGAACCAGAGCCCCGACCAGAACUACCAGGGUACAAAAGUUUCAACAGGGUGGCAACCCCAUUCGGCGGCUUCGGCAAUGCACCCAAACCUGCACCCAUCAAGCCCCUCCAGCUGGAACCCCUCCCUGACUUCCCCGAGCUCCAGGGGGAUGCUGCGGUGGAUCGACCCUCCUUCAACAGAUCUGCUCUGGGGUGGGUGUCAACGGGCGAUCCAGCCCCACUCCCUGCUGUUUCCCUUGAGCCUAUGCUCAUCCCUGAGUCAGAUGACCUUUGAACCUGUAAUGAGGUCACACAGAGAUGCUGUCUACUUAGUUGCAGCACCAGAGGUUAUGGUGGGCAGAGGGGGCGUUUCGGUCAGAACAAAGGCGGGGUAAGAGAAAGCGUCAGGUUACCAGGUAUACAGCAUCCCAUGGUUUUCCAGGGAUGAUAACUAUUGCACUGUUCUUAAAAAUUAAUUCUGUACAGUAGGCAGAGACACUACUGCAUUCAAUAGAUUUUAAUGUAUAUUAAUGUGCAUAAGAGUAUUUUAUUGCAGAGUUUUUGCUCAAUAAAAUGGAAUGCAACAUGA